UCGGGGUUCCUCCGGCUGUGCAGCUGCUGUCCCGCGGUCUUCACCAUGGAGCUGCUGGCGCGGGUCUGUCCCGCGCGGCCGCUGCUGCUGCUGCUACUGCUCGUGGGCCUGAGCACAGGAGCCGUCUUGAACUGUCUCAGGGAGGGCAAGGAAGAAUGGGAUUAUGUGACUAUCCGCAAGGACGCCCACAUGUUCUGGUGGCUCUAUUAUGCCACCAACUCCAACAAGACCUUCUCCGAACUGCCCCUGGUCAUGUGGCUUCAGGGUGGUCCCGGUGGUUCCAGCACUGGAUUUGGAAACUUUGAGGAAAUUGGGCCCCUCGACAGUAACCUCAAACCACGAACAACUACCUGGCUCCAGUCUGCCAAUCUUCUGUUUGUGGACAACCCGGUGGGCACGGGGUUCAGCUAUGUGAACAAGAGUAACGCUUAUGCCAAAGACCUUGCCAUGGUGGCGUCAGACAUGCUGGUUCUCCUGAAGAGCUUCUUUGACAGCCACAAGGAAUUCCAGAGGAUUCCAUUCUACAUUUUCUCAGAGUCUUAUGGAGGAAAAAUGGCUGCUGCCAUUGGCCUGGAACUUCAUAAGGCCAUUCAGAAAGGGACCAUCUGCUGUAACUUCGCUGGAGUCGCUUUGGGUGACUCCUGGAUCUCGCCGAUUGAUUCGGUGCUCUCCUGGGGCCCUUACCUCUACAGCAUGUCCCUUCUAGAUGACCAAGGUCUGAAGGAGGUGUCCAGGGUGGCAGAGCAGGUCCUGCGCGCCUUGAAUAAGGGGCAGUACACGGAGGCCACGCAGCUGUGGGGGAAGGCGGAGAUGGUCAUCGAGGAGAACACGGACGGCGUGAACUUCUACAACAUCUUAACCAAAGACACGCCCACAUCUGCCAUGAAGUCGAGCCUGGAGUUCACCCAGAGCCAUCUAGUUCAACUCAGCCAGCGGCACCUGCGACACCUGCACCGGGAUGCCCUAAGCCAGCUCAUGAACGGCCCCAUCAGGAAGAAGCUCAGGAUCAUCCCCGAGGACUGCACCUGGGGAGGCCAGGCCACCUCCGUCUUUGAGAACAUGCAAGGGGACUUCAUGAAGUCUGCAAUCAGCGUUGUGGACGAGCUGCUGGAAGCUGGGGUCAACGUGACGGUGUACAAUGGCCAGCUGGACCUCAUAGUGGACACGAUGGGUCAGGAGGCCUGGAUACGGAAGCUCAGUUGGCCAGAGCUGCCCAAGUUCCAUCAGCUGAGGUGGAAGCCGCUGUAUGCUGACCCCAAGUCUCCAGAGACAUCAGCGUUUGUCAAGUCCUACAAGAACCUGACCUUCUACUGGAUCCUCAGAGCUGGGCACAUGGUUCCGUCUGACCAGGGGGACAUGGCUCUGAAGAUGAUGAGGCAGGUGACGCAGCAAGAAUAGGCUGGCCGUGCUGGAGGCGAGCUCCCCGAAGCUGGAGGAGGGCCCCGCUGCUGCCCCAGGUCCGACUGUGACGGCUGAAGGCUCCUCCAGCCUCCCUGAGAACAGACGCGUGGCCUCGGCAAGCUGGGGAUCUCCUCUGUUUCUCAGACACCUCAGAGUGGCUUAGGGGAUUUGUUCUCAUGAUCAUGAAGGAUAGAACUAAACUAGAUUUUUUUUUUUUUUAAAUUUUUGGACCGUACCUGGCUGUGCUCGGGGCUUAUUCCUGGCACUGAUGACUUGUUCCUGGUUCUGAUCACUCCUGGCAGAGCUCAGGGGAUCAUAUGGGGAACCAGGCGUUGAACUUGGUCACCCAUGUACAAGAGAAGCGCCAUACCUGCCGUGCUAUUGCUGUUACCUGAUUUUUUUCAAUUAAAAAAAAAAUACCAAAAAGAAGAAAAGCAAAUUAUUUAAUAGAAAAAAGGGAGACAAUCAAGAAAGAUCUCUGCUCUCCAUUCCUAUUAUCUACGCAGUAUAUAUUCUUUGUUUGUUUCCUCUAGAUGCAGCUCUGCCCUUUCUGCAAUAUGGAUAUAAGCCCAUUGUAAUUUGACAAUAUCUUAGAUCAAAAAUGAAUUUGAUACACCUCACCUACUGAACGUCAUAGCUUAGCUAGCCUCCAUUUGGGUUAGCUAAGGAUCCAGUGCAAAGCCUGCUUGAUAAUGACGUAUUGAUUACUUGCUAUAAUGUAUUAAUGGUGUAUUGACAGUGAAAGCGAAGGCUGGCUGAGUUCUCAGCACUGACAGCUCAGUGGGAAACCCUCCGGGCCUGCGGCUGUGACUGGCGCUGAGCUGAUAUCCGUGCAGGUGAUGUGACGCCAGGGUCCUCGGUCUGUCCUCAGCAGCAUAGAGGCACCUGGCGGGGUGUCCAUUGUUAACUCCCAACACGGUUGCCUGGGAACUCCAGCUCAGCACCACCCAGCGUCCAGCAAGAGACCAGCACACCGUGGGGUAUGGUCAAGAUUCUAAAUGGUUCAUAGAUGCACGUGGCUGCCCCAUCACAGAAUCAAGAUAACACAUGUCAGGCCACCAUACAUCUGUGAGUCUGUGAAUACAUAGAGUGAAUCAGCACUGUUAUUUUACUGUCCUAUUGAUUCACAUACUAGUUUGUCUGAAGCACCUUCUUAUGUCAGUAAUAUUCUUCUGUAAAGCCAAAGGGAUAGAAUAAUAGCGCUUUGCAUGCAGAAGGCUCAAGUCUGAUCCCCAUUACCACCUGGUCACGUGAGCACUGCCAAGAGCAACCCCCCAACCAUCAAACCUGGAAUAGCCCCAGAGCGCCUCUGGGGGUGACCCCAAAAUGAACUCAAUAAAUACUCUUCAGUAAUA
Molecule: messenger RNA, 2756 nt
Organism: Sorex araneus (European shrew)
Lineage: Eukaryota; Metazoa; Chordata; Mammalia; Eulipotyphla; Soricidae
Gene: SCPEP1
Product: serine carboxypeptidase 1
Exons: 13
Coding region: 46-1398 (450 amino acids)
Biological process (GO): proteolysis
Molecular function (GO): serine-type carboxypeptidase activity
Source: RefSeq, a predicted model, not a curated record